Messenger RNA from Malus domestica (apple), 1413 nucleotides. It is a transcript of the gene CYCD3, whose product is annotated as cyclin-D3-1-like. Lineage: Eukaryota; Viridiplantae; Streptophyta; Magnoliopsida; Rosales; Rosaceae. Gene Ontology annotation, cellular component: cyclin-dependent protein kinase holoenzyme complex; cytoplasm; nucleus. Gene Ontology annotation, biological process: mitotic cell cycle phase transition; regulation of cyclin-dependent protein serine/threonine kinase activity. The record is from RefSeq and is marked provisional. Gene Ontology annotation, molecular function: cyclin-dependent protein serine/threonine kinase regulator activity.
AUAUUUGGGUAGUGGUCUGUCCCUUCCCUCCUCUUCCCCUAUUGCUCUUCAAUCAGAGACAGAGUUCUUUAGAGAGAGAUUAAGAUAGAGAAAGAGAACAUCUCUUUCUCCUUCUUCUUCCUCACACUCUCUCAGCCUCUGGCUUUUCAAUGAAGUAAUGAACCCAGAAUCAAAUCUCUUCUUCUCAGAAGAAGAUGGAUCGAAAACAUCAUCAUCAACUAGUAGAAUCAAGUGAAGAACAAAACCCAGUUUUCCUUUUGGACGCUCUGUACUGCUCGGAGGAGCAUUUGGUGGAUGAGCAAGUGAGCCCAGUGGAUUAUUUCCCAGAAGAGGAAUUAGUAGAAGACAGCUUUAACAGCAACGUUUCUUCGUUUAACCCAAUAAAAGCUCCAAUCUUAGUCGAGCAAGACCUGUUCUGGGAUAAUGAGGAGCUAAUCUCUCUCUUAUCCAAAGAAUCGGAGCAAAACGAGCUCCAAAAACCCCUCCAAAUCAGCCCCUCUCUGGCCGGAGCUCGCAGAGAGGCGGUGGAUUGGAUGCUGAGAGUCGCUUCCCACUACUCUUUCUCCGCCCUCACGGCGGUGCUCGCGGCGGAUUACUUCGACAGGUUCUUGUCCAGCCUCCAACUUCAGGUUGAGAAGCCGUGGAUGACCCAGCUCGCUGCCGUGGCUUGUAUCUCUCUUGCUGCCAAGGUUGAGGAGACCCAAGUUCCCCUUUUGCUGGAUUUCCAAGUGGAGGAUAGCAAGUAUGUGUUUGAAGCUAGAACAAUCAAACGAAUGGAGAUUUUGGUGCUCUCAACUCUCCAAUGGAAGAUGAAUCCUGUCACUCCGAUUUCAUUCAUCGAUUACAUCACCCGAAGACUCGGUCUGAAAAACCAUCUCUGCUGGGAAGUCCUCAAAAGAUGUGAGCUCAACCUUCUGAGUCUAAUUUCAGAUUCUAGGUUCAUGUCUUUUCUUCCAUCUGUAGUUGCCACUGCCAUAAUGCUGCAUGUUGUCAACAACAUAGAACCGUGUCUACUUAUGGAAUACCAAAACCAGCUCCUGGGAAUUCUCGGAAUCGAUAAGGACAAAGUGGAUGAAUGCUCGAAGCUCAUCUCCGAAUUAACAUCUUCCGGAGGCAAUGGCAGUGGCAAACAAUCCAACAAGCGUAAGUUUGGUUCAGUUCCAUGCAGUCCCAGUGGAGUGAUGGAUGUGUCAUUUAGCUCUGAUAGCUCGAAUGAUUCGUGGGCCACUGGAUCAUCGGUCUCAUCCUCGCCGGAGCCUCUGUCGAAGAAGAGGAAUUCCAACCACAACCGUAAUGCAGAUAUCCCCGGCUUCAUCCCUCGCUAGUUCCGAAAUUGGUUCCAAUUUUUUUUUCUUUAAGGACCCAAAAAAAGUCUUUUCUAUGUCUAAUAAUACUCUUCUUAUGUGGAUUUGU